Messenger RNA from Schizosaccharomyces osmophilus, 1203 nucleotides. RefSeq names its product DUF1688 family fungal conserved protein, implicated in uracil or riboflavin metabolism (gene urg3). The transcript has a single exon. Lineage: Eukaryota; Fungi; Ascomycota; Schizosaccharomycetes; Schizosaccharomycetales; Schizosaccharomycetaceae. The record is from RefSeq and is a predicted model, not a curated record. The coding region runs from base 1 to 1203 and encodes 400 amino acids.
AUGACUACAGAAACAAUUGCAGACAUCCUGUCUUUACAAAACAUUCGCACCAAGGCUCAGAGAGUUUUGGCCAUUGCCGAGAAAAAUCGGCUGCAUGCUUUUGAGUACGAUCCUAGCAAGCUUGACGCGGUAGCAGAUUUUGUGGUAUGGGUGGUUCAAAAAGAUUUCAAGGGUAAAUACGACACAAUUCCCCCUCAUGGAAGAUGGCAACACUUUGAGGUUGGAAACAUUCCACGUCUCACUCGACUGAUACAUACUUGGACCGAUCAAGGUGUAUCUUCUCUUGAAGUCUGCAAGCGUGUUUUGGACAUAACGUUUCUUAGUGUUUUGCUCGAUGCUGGUGCCGGGGAUACAUGGUCGUAUUUGGAUGGCGUUGAACGCUAUGCCCGUAGUGAAGGGUUAGCGGUCGCCAGUCUUCGUUGCUUUGAGAAAGGUUUGUUCUCUCAUGAUCCCGAAAACCCAUACCAGGUAGACGGUUUAGCUUUAAGCCAACUGAAAACGGAAGCAUUGGCUGAGGGCUUUCAAGUUUCCAAACAAAACCCAAUUGCUGGUAUAGAGGGAAGAGCAUCCAUUCUUCGUGCUUUGGGAAACCAAUUGCAGAGCUCUCGUCCUAGUUUUUUUGUUGAUUCUAUUUUUCCAACGGGAAACUUUGCUUCGGAGUACCUCGAUGUUGAAACGCUGUGGUCGGAAUUACAAACAGUAUUGAUCCCCAUUUGGCCUGAGCGUACAAAAUAUGAGGGAAAGAAUAUCGGAGAUGCUUGGUAUUUAUCAACCAUUGACUCUAUGCAGCCUUUCCAUAAAUUAACGCAAUGGCUCACUUACUCUCUCUUGGUUCCUUUGAAGCGAUUGCUGCACGUACAAGUGGUCAACGAAACACUUUUGACCGGAUUACCCGAAUACAGAAAUGGAGGGCUUUUUGUAGACCUUGGCGUACUCAAGCUUCGUCCCGAAUAUCCCACUACCGAAGAAUACGAGCCGGACAGCGUUGUUAUCGUCGAGUGGAGAGCCAUGACCAUUGUCUUGCUUGAUAAGCUACUAAGCUUGGUAAACGAGCGCCUGCGAGAGGAGUUAAAGACCCCAUUGUCCUUGGCACAAAUGUUGGAAGCUGGAAGUUGGAAAUCCGGAAGAAUUAUUGCUCGCAAGUUACGACCCACCAGUGCCGGCAGUCCUAUUCUCAUCAAAAGUGAUGGUACAUUGUUUUAG